GUCGCUUUGGCAAGAUAUUAAAAGGAUGGAAAUGUGCUUUUUCGGUUCAAUAUUUAAUAAGCUUGUCUACACUACGGUGGAGUAUGGGAUAAUACAAUCAUGGCAUAAUUAUCGUUAACGUUACAUCUGCAUAUAACGUUACAACGGCUAAUAAAGUGGAAUGGGAAUGAGGGGAUGCUGAAGGAUGCUGUUGUUGCCAACACCACCGGCGGAGUACACGUAAGACAACCGAUAGUAGUAUCUGCUAACAAACCUUAAGAAGUCUCCUUCAGAAGCAUAUCUUCAAAGGACACAAAACACGCAGGAUGUAAACGAAGAGACAGCCAUAUGUGCACCUCCAGAAGAGAAGAUGGCACUGGUCGUGGUUGGUGCUCUCCUAUGCCUGUCCUGUUGGGUCUCUCUCUACUUUAUCUUGUGUAACGUUAACGCGUCAAGGAGCUACGAGUGGAACUGUCGCCUUGUCACCCUGGUACACGGCAUCCUGGCAGUCUGCAUCACAUCAUACAUAGGCUAUGUGGAUGGACCCUGGCCUUUCACGUAUCCAGGUACUAAAAACACUCCUCUGCAGAUAAGUGCCAUGGUUGUGAGCCUAGGCUACUUUAUUUUUGAUAUGGCCUGGUGUGUGUACUACCGCACAGAGGGACCCGUUAUGCUGGCCCACCACACCAUGAGCAUCCUGGGAAUCCUGUUGACCCUUUGGUUGGGAGAGUCUGGCAUUGAGUCCUGCGCGGUACUCUUUGGCAGUGAAAUCACCAACCCCCUCCUUCAGGCACGCUGGUUCCUCAAACAGACAGGACAUUACGGGACACUGCUGGGGGACAUUGUGGACGUCCUGUUUGUGCUGCUGUUUGUGGUGAUGCGAAUCUUUGUGGGAGGCACAAUGCUAUACUGUGAGCUGAUCUCCCCGAGACCCAGAUUCUUUAUCAAGUGUGGGGGAGUGGCUAUGUACGCUCUAUCCUGGGUGUUUAUGGUGGACAUUGUUCAAUUUGCCAUUCGGAAGCGCAAGAGCUGGAACAAACAGAAGCAAGUCCAACAAGAGACAUUGGCAGCUAAUGGUCAUGAAGGGAAGAAGGACUGAUUGACUUGUGCUUCUUUAAAUGAAACCUGUGUCUUUGUUUUUCACUUUGGACACGCAAGGAAAAGUACAAAGAAAACAACUUUUUGUAUGUUAAACUGCUCCAAAGGAAAGCUCAAUGUUAGGAAAGAGACAGUUUACUUGUAAUGUCUUUUUAAUCAGUUUAAAAAGUUAGGAUUGGUUUCCUUGUAACCCUGUGGGUUUUUUGGUGCAUGGGAAACUUUGCGCAGAUGUGAAAGGUUCACUCAGGGGGAUGAAGUCAUACCAGAAAGUUAGGAUGGAAAUGUGUGUGUGAUGUGUUUGAUCACUUUGUUUAAUCUACUUUAUAGCAAUAUAUAUUGCAAUUCAUAUAAGCUUUUGAAUUCCUGUAAAAAUGUUAUUAAUUUAUUAGCUUUGUGUAAAGGGAUACAUAAAGAGAAAACUUCUCAAUUACAUAGUUCAGUGGCAAUGCUAUUAUUUUGCCGUCCGUUUGGAUAUAUGUUAACUUUAAAUAGCUUAAAAUGUUGGGUUAAAUUGUGUCAGAUUUGGAAUUUGUGCCUUAUAGUAUAUUAAAUUAUUUAAAGUUUCUGAUUUCAAAGGAUCCAUACUCUGUACUGAUAGCUUAAUUUAAUUUGAUAUGCAUGGUUUAGUCUUACAGAGAUCUUGUUAGACAAGACAGUUAAAUACAAUGUAUUUUGAGCUAUCUGGACAGUGUGCUAAUCUUUUGUCUGACUUUUUCAGUUAUUAUGUUUUGGAUCCAGCACCUUUAAAUGUUUUUUGGAAUGUACAAGCUCUACACUCUGUAUGUCCUAAUAGAUGGCUGGAUAGAUAGAUAUAUUAUAUCUAGUAAUCUUUAAGACAAAAAUACACUACUUUCAGUAAAGGACAAAAACCUGUGCAUUCAUGCAUGCAUCUUUUGUUUGCCUGACAUGUUAUAUUUUCACAUUUAGUCUUAACACAAAGCAGUGACACACACAAGCACACAACUAGGGUUGAGAAAUAGGUUUAAUUUAUCGAGUAAAAUCAUUGAGAAGAUAUACUGAUAUUGGGUUAUUGUUGGGCAAAAUUAUGUUCCAUUCAUUCCAACCAUACUUACAAACAACAACAAAAAUAUUUAAUUUUUGGAUAUAUGUGUCAAGAGUUUUGUCAGAGUUUUAGUAUUUUAUGUGGGAUUUUGCCAACAUUUGCCAUAAUGUGAUAAAUAAAAUAUUCAUCUCAAUAUUGUGAUAUUGGUUCCCACCUUAUUGUCUGGACAGGACACACACACACACACAGGUGCAUAAUGGUAUAAAGGCAGGUGGAUUGAACAUAUUACGAUUAAGCCCGCUCUGCGACUGGAUUUGUCCCAUGGCAAAAAAGUUACCAAACUACCAGGUUUUUAUUGUGCUCAGUCUUUAAAUCGAUAUUCCUAAUAUUAUGACAAUUUUUUGUUUGUUACUUUAGUGCACAUGGAUAUAUAUGGUAAUGUGCUAAAACCUCUGCCAUCCUUUUGUUUUCCUAUUUAAAUUUGUUAGAGAUUUUAUGUGCUGCUGUUUACCUGACUGCCACUGUUAAGAACUAUGUGAGCAUAUUUCCAAGAAAGUAAAAAUCUAACUGGUGUGUACUUUUCCUAAUUUUGUCUUUGGUUUUUGUCUUGUACUGGACUGUAAACAUAAGUAUAGGAGUAAUGCAGAACUAUUUUCGGUUCGGGGUUUCAUGAUUUGCCUUUGUAAUCCCUGUGUGAAGUUAAAUAAAGAUGUGAUAGAUUGU
Molecule: messenger RNA, 2803 nt
Organism: Etheostoma spectabile (orangethroat darter)
Lineage: Eukaryota; Metazoa; Chordata; Actinopteri; Perciformes; Percidae
Gene: tlcd5a
Product: TLC domain containing 5a
Exons: 3
Coding region: 350-1078 (242 amino acids)
Cellular component (GO): membrane
Source: RefSeq, a predicted model, not a curated record